UAAUUAAAAAAUUAAAAAAAAAAAAAAAAUACCCAUUUCUCCUUUUUCCCAGCAACAAACAACCAUUCAUCCAAAUUACACUCAUCACCCCUUUCUCUCUCCUCUUACGUCGUCUAUCUGGGUUCUUCCUUCAAUCACCCCCCCCCCCAAAAUCAUUUCAAAUUCCAUUCUCAAUUCUCAAUUUCAUUUGGGUUGUUAUUAUUUUUAGGGUUUUUUUAUUUAAUUUCCGAUGGCUGCGGUCGCCCCUUCGCCGUCAUCGAAUAACAACAAGAAGGAGAGGGAAAACCUUCUUCUGGGGCGGUACGAGGUCGGAAAACUCUUGGGCCACGGCACAUUUGCCAAAGUCUAUGUUGCGAAAAACGUCAAGACCGCCGAAUGCGUGGCGAUCAAAGUUCUCGACAAAGAAAAGAUCAUGAAAGGAGGUCUAAUGACGCACAUCAAGCGUGAGAUUUCAAUCCUCCGCCGUGUUCGCCACCCCAACAUCGUUAAACUCUUCGAGGUUAUGGCAACAAAAACCAAAAUCUUCUUUGUCAUGGAAUAUGUUCGUGGUGGUGAGCUCUUCAAUAAGGUGUCCAAGGGUAGAUUGAAGGAAGACGUUGCUAGAAAGUACUUCCAACAGUUGAUUUCCGCAGUCGGGUUCUGUCAUGCUAGAGGCGUUUAUCAUCGGGAUCUCAAGCCGGAGAAUCUUUUAGUCGACGAAAACGGUGACCUCAAAGUCUCCGAUUUCGGGCUUAGCGCUGUAUCUGAUCAGAUACAGCAAGAUGGUUUAUUCCAUACAUUCUGCGGAACUCCGGCGUAUGUUGCGCCGGAGCUUCUCGCUCGAAAAGGGUACGAUGCGGCGAAGGUGGAUAUUUGGUCAUGUGGGGUGAUUUUGUUUGUGUUAAUGGCUGGUUUUUUACCUUUUCAUGAUCCUAACAUUAUGUCAAUGUAUCGCAAGAUUUAUAGGGGUGAAUUCCGGUGUCCGAGAUGGUUUUCGCCUGAAUUGACUAGGUUGUUGCGUCGAUUGCUUGACACCAAUCCCGACACUCGAAUCACCAUUCCUGAAGUCAUGGAAAACAAAUGGUUCAAAAAGGGUUUUCAGAAUGUCAAAUUCUACUUCGAAGACAACAAAAUGUGUACUUUCAAAGAGGAUGAUGAUGUUUGCAGCAACUUUGAUGAGACAGAAUGUUUGUCUGAGUCCGAGUCUGAGUCUGGGUCUGAAAUACAACGACCGCGAAAGCCUGUUCCAGGCUUGCCUCGCCCGGCAAGCCUGAACGCUUUCGAUAUCAUCUCAAUGUCCCGAGGGUUCGAUCUCUCGGGACUCUUCGAUGAUGAUGAUGGGGAAGGCUCAAGGUUCGUGUCCGGAGCACCGGUGUCGACAAUUAUAUCAAAAUUGGAGGAGAUUGCGAAGGUGGUGAGCUUCACAGUGAGGAAAAAGGAUUGUAGAGUGAAUUUGGAAGGGUCUAAAGAAGGUGCCAAAGGACCAUUGACAUUACAAGCCGAGAUAUUCGAGUUAACCCCAUCUUUGUGUGUGGUGGAGGUUAAGAAACAGGGUGGUGAUAAAGGAGAAUAUGAAGAGUUUUGCAAUCAAGAAUUGAAGCCUGGUCUUGAGAAUCUGUCUGUUAGUGAACAGUCUCCUCCGGCUGUUGAAGUUGCCGCCGCGAAUUUACCGUCGGAUACGGAGUAGAUUCGUAUUCUCUAUUUGAAAAUCAUUAAUUUAUAUGCUUUUUUUGGGGGGUUUAUAUCUUAUAUUAUCAGCUAAUUAGGGGCAGAUUUCUAUAUUAUUUUCAAAAUUUAGGUGAGUCAAAACUUGAAAUGCUGUAAUGGUUGAGACUCUUGAGACCAAGGAAUAUAUAUAAUAUAGUGAGAAUAUACUUUUUAGUAAAAUUUUACUUCUA
This is a messenger RNA of Chenopodium quinoa (quinoa), 1877 nucleotides long. Its product is annotated as CBL-interacting serine/threonine-protein kinase 12-like. Gene Ontology annotation, molecular function: ATP binding; protein kinase activity. Bases 230 to 1666 code for a protein of 478 amino acids. NCBI's taxonomy places the organism in Eukaryota, Viridiplantae, Streptophyta, Magnoliopsida, Caryophyllales, Amaranthaceae. Gene Ontology annotation, biological process: signal transduction; protein phosphorylation. The record is from RefSeq and is a predicted model, not a curated record. The transcript has a single exon.